AUUAUCCGGUGUCAAGCCUUUCACAUGAAGUUAGGAAUGCUGCUGGGUUGCUUGUGACAGGGUGGGACAGAUACACAAGUUUAAACAGUUGUCUCACUGCAGAGUCACGCUCAUUUCCUCAUUACACUACAUGUUGGCAGUUAUGGAUUCAAACGUCUUGUCCAGUCUUGUGUGUAUUUUGUGUGUGGCCGUGGUCCCGGCUGUAUGGGCCGAGUACUGCACCAGCUACACGGACAGGAGUGGUGUUUCCCAUAGAACACAGCAAUGUACUAUGAGUUACUGCUGUGGAGACUGCACCUACAAAUACUGCUGCAGGGACCAGGCACAACGCCUAACUCAGUCCCAACAGGAACGCUGCUCAUCAAGGACUGGUGUCAAUUCUAAUAAGACCAACCGCCUUGGUGUACUUUUGGGAAGCAUCUUGGGGUCUGUUUUUCCCAUCAUCCUCUGUGUGGGCCUCAUCAUCUGUUGUGUGGCCCCUUGCUGCUUGUGCUACAAGAAAUGUCGAAAAGGAGGCAACCGAUCGCAUACAGUGGUCCAGCCACCCGUGCAGCCACACUCGCCAGGCGGAUAUCAGCCAGGUGGUUAUCAGCCAGGCUACCCAGGCUAUCAGCCGGUGCCAGGGUUUGGAGGCCCCAUGCCGCCUGCACCGCCACCAUAUAACAAUCCAGGUUAUCCUCAUCCUGCUCCAUACAAUCCAGGGAUGCCGAUGUACCCGCUCAACCCUCACCAGGUUUAUGCAGAACCACCACAAUCAGACGAGCAUGUGCAGCCACCCUACAACCCCUCUUAUGAACCAAACUCCCAAACCUCAUAGUUUACAAAAUUCUUGUGGAAAUGUGAAAUGCAUGUGGAUUAUGUUUUGCUGAUAUACUGGGAAGUGCUUUUCAGGACGUCAGAUUAGAGUUGUAUCAACCUUGGGAAAUCUUCCUGCUGUUGCUUUUAUGGGUGAACUGCUUUAAAUAAUAGCUUCGGUGAUGAUCGAUUGUUUUGCAGUAUUCAAUUAAAAAAGAAAAUGCUUUUAAAGAGAAACUACACUGUUAGAAUAGAAUAGAAUAGAAUAGAAUAGAAUAGAAUAGAAUAGAAUAGAAUAGAAAUACUUUAUUAAUCCCUGAGGGGAAAUUGGUUGGUUGUUACAGCCCACCACCAUAAAUACGGGUUAAUAGGCAAAAUUGUGCUGUAAAUAAGAUAAGCAAUAAGAAACAUAUCAAAUGCAAAAUGACCUGUAAAGACUAUACACUUGUUACAGUGUUUUACGUGUUUAAAUUUGUGUUGAAAAGCAAAGGAAGUUUAGUGGACAGAUACAAGUCCAAAGUGCUUUUUAGUCAGGAAAGAGAAACAUAAGAGCAACAGUUACAUGAAAACUAUGAUUAUUCAGAGAGUUAAUUUUUAAUGAUUUUUUGAUAUUUCAAACAAGGUCACCUGCAGUGAACAUUACUUGAAGUAUUGCACUCAUUCCUGAUUUAAUUUCUUACCUUAAAAUUAUGCCGUGCCAUUCAAACAAUGAUGAAACACUGCACAGUUUAACCCAAUGUGGAGCACUUAAACCCUCAAAUGAACAGAAAAGUGUUGUUUGUUGUACAAUACUUUAUUGGUUACAGUGUUUAUUAGACUAUAUCCAUAUGAGCUGACUUUGCAUGUCUCUACUGAAUGCUACAGUGUGGUGCUUCAUUUCUUUUAGCACUUAUAAACAAACUCCUUCGGCUAACAUGGUUAAAUAUUUUUGUCUUUGUUUUAGUAAACUCUGCCUGCCAACAGAGGUCGCCUUUGCUCCAAUUUUAUUUUGUAAAGAAAGUGAAACUGCAUUUUCCUGAAUAUGGUUUUAAAAGUAGACAACAUAACUCAGGCUCAUUGCUAUCAUAGACUGUAUAAUAUAAUAAUAACUAAGCAUAUCUUUAAUGGAGUUUAAACUGUAAAUGCAUAAACUCUGUAAAAGCUCAUCCAUAAAAAAACAGACCCACUUCCCCUUAGUUACAGCAGUAGAACUCUAAUCUUUCAAAAACUAUAGCACUAAUGCAUGACACUCAUCUCUGGAGACUGGGAAGUUCUUGCAUUUUCAUCUUCUGUGAAGCACAUUCAGUCUUUCUGAAGAGCACUUGGAUUAUUACAACAAACUUUGUUAUCCUGUCGUCCUAAACUAAGAAUAAACCAGUUUGUUUUUGGGCCAGAUAAUGAGCUGAGACUUGAUUCAAAGCUCUGUAUAAGUUUGGGAAAGCUGCAGAUUCAGGUGAUCAUUCUGUAAAUUUACUGCUACAAGGGGCACGCAAAUGUGCUUUCACUGACAUGCUGGUUAAAUGCAGCAGUGCAACAAGUUCAUUUAAGGUUCUUUGGUGAUGACAUUUGGGCUAAUGUAACAUUCACUGGCAAGUGGGAACUCAGAUUUCUUACUCAAUACCUGAGGUAAGGUUGGGUGAUGUUCGAUUGUAUUAACUGGAGUGAGACAGUGACAAAGAUGCUCUGUUGUGUUUGAUGGUAAAGUAAAGAGCAGGUAGACUAGAGAAGGUUAUGUCAGACAGGAGAGCUGAGGCAACCUUGCAAUAACCACAGAGGUUUCUCAGCUCUCAGUCAACACGCUUUUCGUUCCUCUUUCGCUCUUCUGUUUCUUUGGUCGAGUGAAUGACGUGUGUUGGAGAGUACUUGAUGCGUUGAAUGUAUGGAGAUCAAAAAUUACGUAGUUUCAAGCUCUAAUUUCACACCACUGAAGUACAUUGAAUAAAAAUAUCUAGUAUCUA
This is a messenger RNA of Acanthochromis polyacanthus (spiny chromis), 2732 nucleotides long. Its product is annotated as protein shisa-4-like. The transcript has 5 exons. The coding region runs from base 131 to 817 and encodes 228 amino acids. The record is from RefSeq and is a predicted model, not a curated record. Lineage: Eukaryota; Metazoa; Chordata; Actinopteri; Pomacentridae.